Aegilops tauschii subsp. strangulata is the source of this 2681-nucleotide messenger RNA. RefSeq names its product ATP-dependent zinc metalloprotease FTSH 5, mitochondrial-like. The record is from RefSeq and is a predicted model, not a curated record. Gene Ontology annotation, biological process: protein import into chloroplast stroma; proteolysis. Gene Ontology annotation, cellular component: membrane; chloroplast. Gene Ontology annotation, molecular function: ATP binding; metalloendopeptidase activity; ATP hydrolysis activity. NCBI's taxonomy places the organism in Eukaryota, Viridiplantae, Streptophyta, Magnoliopsida, Poales, Poaceae.
UUCCCCGCUCGGCCGUCGCUCGCCAAUGACACGUACGACCCAAUCGCCGGCGGCGGGGACGAUGGCGCCCGCGCGAUUCUCCGGCGAAGGGCAGAUCUGCCUCCUCGGGAUGCUCCGCCCGACGCCGCAGGGCGAGCGCUGCCGCAUCGGGUGAGAUGGGGGUGGGGGCAGGGAUAUUUCCGUUUCCUUUUUACCGGGCGCGCGCCCUCCUCGAUUUGGCCCCGUGGAUCUAGCUUAGACGACCGGUGGCGGUCGAAGGGAUCAACGAAGGGCAGUCGCGGCGCUAGGAUGAAUCGCCGCGAGGCCGUAUCGGCUCGCCGCGUCGACAGAGGCUUCUCGUGUUCGUCUUCUUCUCCCCAAACAAACAUUUUAUUUACAGAAACAUAUUUUUUUUACAGGCAAUUUCUAUAUGGUGCACGCCCAAAAUUAUUUACAAUCCUCUCUGGGGGUAACACAAUGCCUUGUCCUGCGAGACCCAAAACUGUUACUAUUUCAUCACACCGAUGCUGAAACUGCUGUAUUUCUCAUUGUUGCGACUGUUGUUAAGUAGUAGAACCAUAUUUUGCUAGACUGAAUUCUUUACUGAAUCUUUCGUAUGUGCAUGUGUCUAUUGCAGGCUGCAAGGCAUCUUGCGAGGUAUCGACCGGCAAAUGUAGUCUACAAUGAGGUAGCUGCUUCGGCGGCGGCUUCAGUUCCUUCUUUCAGGGCACCUGCUGCAAAUGCACCGUCUGGAGCAGGUAGUCUGCUUAGAAAUCUACAGCAGAGGUACCGUUCAAGCUCUGCUGGUCAGAGGGCACGGGGCGUGCACUCUGGCGCCACAUCUCUUUUUAAACAGACUCAUAGCAGCGAUACAGAAAGAGUUAUGCAGAACUUCCGAAAGCUAAAUCGAGGAAUUUCAAGUGCAGCAAGGGAGGAAGGGCGUGUUCUUGGAACAGCCAGUGCACCCUACUACGUAAUAGAGAAAAGCCUACUUAAAAAACAGCUUCUGCGUACCGCUGGAGGCCUUGUAGUUACUGGCGUUGUAAUCUGGGCCUUUGAAAUGAUGGAGGACAUUGAUGUUCGUAAGUUUGAAGGUUUGAAAGAAGUGCCUAAGGAUUUGAUGAACACCAAGUUAAGUGAUGUAAAGGGGGUUGAUGAAGCCAAAGCUGAGCUUGAGAACAUAGUUCACUACCUACGAAAUCCCAGUAGAUUCAACCGCCUUGGUGGCAAGCUUCCAAAGGGCAUUUUGCUUGUGGGCCCACCUGGCACAGGGAAGACCAUGUUGGCAAGGGCUGUGGCUGGGGAAGCCGGCGUCCCUUUCUUUGCGUGCAGUGGCAGUGCUUUCGAGGAGACUUAUGUUGGUGUUGGUGCUAAGAGAGUGAGGGAGCUCUUCCGUGCAGCAAAGAAGCGAGCUCCUUGCAUAAUAUUCAUCGAUGAACUUGAUGCCGUUGGUGGGCGCAGAAACGCACAAGAACCAUCGUGGUCAAAGCAGACUCUGAACCAGCUGCUUGUUGAGAUGGAUGGCUUCAAGCAGAAUGAAGGGAUCAUCGUGAUCGCAGCAACCAACUUCGCUGAGUCGCUAGAUGACGCCCUUGUCAGGCCUGGGCGUUUUGACCGUCAAGUUCGUGUUCACCUUCCCGAUGUUGUGGGCCGAAAGCAGAUCCUGGAGGCUCACAUGUCAAAGGUGCAGAAAGGCAUUGGUGUGAAUGCGAUGAUGACCAUCGCGAGGGGGACGCCUGGGUUCUCGGGUGCAGACCUUGCAAAUCUAGUGAAUGAAGCCGCUCUCAAGGCUUCCAGGGAUGGGGCAUAUGCUGUUAGGAUGGAUGACCUUGAGUACGCCAAGGACAAGAUCAUCAUGGGCACUGAGCGCAAGUCGGCGGCGAUAUCUGAUCAUUCCAAGAAGAUGACCGCGUACCACGAGGGUGGGCACGCCCUCGUUGCUAUCCUCACGGACGGUGCCGACCCUGUUCACAAGGCCACCAUUUUGCCCAGGGGAAAUGCUCUCGGCUUGGUGGCGCAGAUUCCGGGGGAAGACAGCGAGCUCGAAGUAUCGAGGAAGCAAAUGCUGGCGAGGCUGGAUGUCCUCAUGGGAGGGCGGGUGGCCGAGGAGCUUAUAUAUGGAGAAGCUGGGAUCACGACCGGUGCCUCAUCCGACCUAAACCAGGCGACCCAAUUGGCGAAAGACAUGGUCACCAAGUAUGGUAUGAGCAAGCGGGUCGGCCUCGUGACCUACAGCGACGACAACGCUGUUAGCGGUGGUGGCAAGACGAUGACCAUGAGCGGGCCAACGAUGACCCUGGUUGACGAGGAGGUGAAGGCAUUGUUGGACAACGCUUACAACAACGCGAAAACGAUUCUCACGAAGCACCGCAAGGAGCACCAAGCGGUAGCAAACGCCCUCCUGGAGCAUGGGACUCUCACUGGUGACCAGAUGAGGAAACUAGUAUUGAAGCGAGGUUUUAUGUCUUGACAAUUGUGAUCGGGAUCGGGGAACACCUUCUUGGCCAGUGGAGAUGCAUACAUGAAGAAGUGUUGUUUUUUUCCUGAUACUUCUGUUGCGUGUACACGAAAUGUAAAGAGCGAUGCGCAGGGUCUGGAUUUCCUCUGACUUUUGUUUCUCAGGUGUGAAGAGAAACUUGUGCAUAUUGUGUUCUGAAUCAGUAAAACUUGUGGCUUCGGUCUUAAACAACAUCUGAGAUUUA